GAUGACGAUCAAAUAUGGUGUAGUUUAAACAAACAACGUCCGGUCUCACGAGAAUCGAACGCGUACAUUAAGACAUUUGUAUAGGACAAAAUGCAUACAGAGUGCAAGCCAGCCAGCUCAAUUACCAAAACAACACACAACACGAUUGUUACAAUCUAGAAAAUCCAACAAAACGAUCAAACACUUAACGAUAUUCAUAAACAAAAGGGGAACGAAACAGCAAUAGUGGAAGAGUGGGUCGCUUUGUCGCGUCCCACUAGUUGCUUCUUGGGCUUCGAUAGGUACAUCACGUAGCGAUUGCGAGGAAAAUGUGUUUGCUUCUGUGAAGUGUUACGGCUGAUGUGUUUUAAAUUGAAAAUUAACACAGGUGUGGAUUUCCGUUCAUCAAAAUGAUCGUCGCUGUUGAGGUUCAUUUGCCUAGUCGGAAUAAUUUCAACGGCAGUGUCAGUUCAGUUUCAAACAAAUCCUUCGUCAGAUAUGUCAGCAGACGAGACGAGCACACCGAAAAAUAAUAAAACUUUAGAUGUCUCCGAUGAAAGUGGACAUGAAUUAGAAACGGACGUGGAUGACAUCAAAGAGAAAAAGUUCCUAGACGAAGCCAUGAAAGCGAUAUUAGAUCCUCAUGCUUUUAUUCCAAAAAACCAAGAUGAACUCGAAAGUUACAAACUCCAAUUAGAUGAAUUAAACAAAUCUAAUAUAAGUUUAGAUUCAUUCUUAAGCGAAAUGGAUAAUUUAAGUCUUGAAGUAUGCAAAACAUCCCAAAAAGCAUUAUGGUCUUAUGUAUCUGAUAUCAACAAUGAAACUAAAAAGAACAAAAUGGUUAGAAUAACUGCAGAGGAAGACGAAAUUAAGAAACAGUACUGGAAUAUUUUGAAGACAAAAUAUUUAAGCGACGAUACAAUUAAGUAUGAUCGUAAUUACCAGCGUAAAAUUAGAAUUAUAAAAAACCGUGGGACUAACGUACAGAUGCCACAAAGCAAGCAAAGAGAAGAAAUAGACUUAAUGCAAAGAAUAUGGAGUCGCGUAUCGUUAUGUGCUUACAAUACUUCAUGUAACAAUGAAGAUUCCAUUCGAUCCAUGAGCGAUGUCAUUACAAUAUUCAAAACGAGCAAUGAUUCCAAAGAAUUGGCAUAUUACUGGAAAGCUUUUCGUGACAUGACAGGCCGAAAGAUUCGUCCAAUAUUUAAAGACUACGUUACGAGAAUGAACGCCGUAGCGAAAUCAGAGAAUUUCAGUGACGCAGGUGAAAUGUGGCGGCUUUCUUACGAUGACGAUGAUUUCGUUGAAACUGUGAAAAGGAUUUGGAAUGAAAUGAAACCGUUGUAUAACCUCAUACGCGACUAUGUGAGAUUAAAGCUGAAAUCUUAUUAUCCUGAGGACAUUAAAAUUGAUACUAAUUGUAUACCGGCACAUCUAUUAGGAAACCUAUGGGCACAAGAAUGGCAGGCGAUUUAUCCAAAAGUCAUAGCGUAUCCGAAACACUAUCGACACAAAACGUUCACUCAAGGUCUGAAAUCGAAAGAUUUGUUCGACGCCGUUGAUUUAUUUCAUCAAUCAUUGGGCUUUGACUCCGCAAAUGACUCUUAUAAGGAUAUCAGUGAUGGCGUUCCUUCAGCCAAUUGCCUGCCUUCGAGUCACGACAUGUGCGACGGUGUUAAUUACAAGAUUAAAUGGUGCGGUGAUAAAAUCACAGAUGUAGAGGUGGCCUUAUCGCAAGCGGCAAGACUUCUGGGUCAUGUUCAGUACUUUAAGCAUUACAAGGAUUUAUCGCCUUUGUAUAGAGACGGACCGAAUCCAGCGUUUCACGAUGCAAUCUCGGACAUCGUUGCGGUGCAGUUAACCGUGCCGGACCAUCUAAAGACCUUGAACUUAGUGAAGGCAUCAACUGGCCGAGAGGUUACAAUAAACCAUCUCCUCUGGCUGGCUCUAGAGAAAAUACCUCUAAUGGCGUACGCGUACGUUUUGGAUACAUGGAGGUGGGAUAUAUUCGGGAAUAGUAGUUUGGAGAACUGGAAUGCACACUGGUGGGAUCUACGGACAAAAGAGACAGGCGUGUCACCUCCGGUGUUGAGGAACGAAAGCGAUUUGGACCCUGCCGCCAAAUAUCACGUUGUGUCACAUGUUCAAUACAUCACGUACCUAAUAUCUCACGUUCUGGAAUUUCAAAUUUUGUUCUCUCUCUGCAAAAAAGUUAACCACACGGGACCACUCCAUGAAUGCUCUUUGUACGGCCAUAAGGAAGUAGGAAAAUUGUUAAGCAAUGGCAUGGCACUGGGCGCAAGUGAAGAUUGGAAAACUGUGCUCGAAACAAUGACCGGGGAAAGACAAUUAUCGACCGAAGGAAUCCUGGAAUACUUUUCGAUUCUUGAAGAUUUCUUAAGAAAAGAAAACUUACGUUUGGCUGCAGUAGUAGAAGAUAUGGAUAAAAGUGCUCCGAUAGUAGUGGGAGCUAUAGUUGUGUUUCUAACAGUGCUUAUUAUUGUAUUGUACUGUGCUAAGAAGCAUGAUCUUGGAAGAAAAAUGCGUUCAUUUUGUGGUCUAACUAAAAACGGUUCUCUUGAUAUAGUUACCAAUGAGGUACCUCAAAGUAAAACAAAUGAUAUAGAAGGUAUUGUCGAAGAUAAAGUUUGACGCGGAUCUAUUAGCCACGAAUAAUGUUAAAAUUAAAUAGGUCUAUUGUUAUUGAGUAUAUUAAUGAUUUAGUACUGCAAAAGUUCGAUAGUGAUUGACUGAUAUUGUAAUUAUGUUAAAAUAAAUGUUAUUAAUU
Bombyx mandarina (wild silkworm) is the source of this 2767-nucleotide messenger RNA. RefSeq names its product angiotensin-converting enzyme. The record is from RefSeq and is a predicted model, not a curated record. Gene Ontology annotation, biological process: proteolysis. Gene Ontology annotation, cellular component: plasma membrane. Gene Ontology annotation, molecular function: peptidyl-dipeptidase activity; metallopeptidase activity. Lineage: Eukaryota; Metazoa; Arthropoda; Insecta; Lepidoptera; Bombycidae.